This is a messenger RNA of Plasmodium gallinaceum, 2613 nucleotides long. Its product is annotated as conserved Plasmodium protein, unknown function. Gene Ontology annotation, molecular function: chromatin binding; DNA-directed DNA polymerase activity. Gene Ontology annotation, biological process: error-prone translesion synthesis; response to UV; mitochondrial DNA replication. The coding region runs from base 1 to 2613 and encodes 870 amino acids. The record is from RefSeq and is a predicted model, not a curated record. NCBI's taxonomy places the organism in Eukaryota, Apicomplexa, Aconoidasida, Haemosporida, Plasmodiidae. Gene Ontology annotation, cellular component: nucleus; mitochondrial matrix. The transcript has a single exon.
AUGGUAAUUGAUACAGAGAAUUUUUAUGGUAAAAGAAAAAACGAGAAAAAUUCUUUUGAUGGGAAUAUCGAAAAAUAUAAUAUAUUAAAAAGAAUGAAAAGUUUAGGAGAACAAAAUAAAAAUAUAAAAAAAAAAAUAUUUUAUAAACAGCAUGAAGCAUUAUUAUGUUAUAAUGAAUUUUUAAAAAGUAAUAUAUUAAAUAGUAAUAAAAAUAUAAUAUUAUACACUGAAGAAUUAGAUAAUUCUAAGAGAUGCUUUAUUGUAGACAAUUUUUCUAGUUUUUUAAAAUAUUAUUGCUUUUAUUCAUUAUCAUUAAGUGAAAUUUAUUUUGAUGAAAAUGUGGAAACAAAUAAUGUAAUAAACAAAAAUAAAAAUAAUAUAAAUGAAAAUAAAAAUGAACAAGAAAUGAAUUUAUAUGAACUCAUUAUAACUAAUGAAAAAAGGUGGUUAUUUUUCGAUAUAGAAUAUGAUAUUAUAAAUAAUUAUGAAAAUAAAAAAUCUAUUUUAUUUAUAUUUCUUAUUGAGUUCUGUUUAUUCAUGUAUAAAAAUUUCAACAUUGAAAUUUGCUUAAAUGAUUUUUUAAUAUUAGAUAGUUCAUCAAGUGAUAAAAUAUCUUUUCAUAUUAUUGUUAAAAAUAUUCACACACUUGAUCACAAUUAUUAUGAAUAUUUAAUAGAUUAUUGUUAUUUCUUUUUAAAUCAAACAAAUUUAUCAAAAAAUACUUUUUAUGAUAAAUAUAAAGAAAAACAAAGAAAAUCCAAUUUAAAAGAUGAACGAAAUUAUUUGCUUUUUGAUAAUGAAGAAUCUAUAAAAUAUUUUGUCGAUUUAUUUAUAGCACAUAUAAAUGAAAAAAUUGAUCAAACUGAGAAUAUUUUUAUUAUUAAUUCUUCUACUAUUUAUCUAGAGCAUCAAGAAAAUAAUUUUUUUAACAACUUUCAAAACAAAUUGAUAUAUGAUAAAUGCUUAAGAGAUGAUAAGAAUGUGAAAAAUGAUAAAAAUUUAUAUGAUCACAAAAAUAUAAAAAACGAUAAUGAAAAUAUAAAAAAUGACAAAAAUUUAUAUACUCAUAGAAAUACAAGCGACGAUAAAGACCUAAAUAAUGAUAAAAACAUAAAAGACAAUAAUAUUAUGAAUACUGAAAAAAAUAUAAAAGAUGAUAAAUAUUUGAAUAAUGAUAAAGAUAUAAACGAUAAUAACAUUUAUUGUUACAAUAAUAAUCAUAAAUUUAAGUGUGAUAUAAAUUAUAAUAAAGAAAAUGAAAAUACAAUUGAAAAAAAAACAAAAAAAAAAGAAAGUCAAUACUUUUAUUUGUAUCAAAAAGAAUUAAAAGAUAUAAUAGAACACUAUAUAAAUAUAUUAAAAAAUAAAGAUUUUGAAAAUGAAGAAAAAUAUAAUUACAUAAUUUUGCUUUAUGCAAGAAAAAAAAAUGUUAAUUUAAAUGAACAUAUAGAGGAUUAUAAAUAUAAUUUUAAUUGUUACAAUGUAAUGAACGAAAAUAAUUUUGUUGAUAGAAAUUUUAAAAGUUUUAAUUAUUUAAAAAAUAACGAAGACAAUGAUAUAGAGAAAAUCAAAAAUGCUGAAAAGUUCAUCCCAAAUGAUCAUAAUUUGUAUGAAAAAAACAAAAAAGAUAUUCUUUUAAAGUGUAUUAUUGAUAAUUCUGUUUAUAGUAAGAACAGAAAUUUUCGAAUGAUUUUUUCAAGUAAAAAAAAUAAAAAAAAUAAAUUAUUAUUAAGUAACUUGAAUGUUAAAAAAUAUAACAGAAAUAAUAUAUACAAUGUAAUAUUAAAAAGUUUAGUAACCUUUCAUUUUUCUAACGAUGCAAAUUAUCAGAUAAAUGAAGAAAAAAUUUUUAAAAAUGAAAAAAUAAAUGAUAAAAGUGAAAAAAAUUGUGUAAGUGAAUAUAUUUACACAUAUAAACAUUUAAAAAGCAAACAAUUCAAUUCUUAUAAAAAUAUUAGUUUAGACAAAAUAUGUUACAAUCAUAUAAAUAAUAUUUUAAAAAUAAUUUUCUUUUGGAAUUUUGAAUUAUAUAAAAACUUUCGAAAAAAUAAAAUUUAUAUCAAUAAUUUUCAAAAUGAAAUAAAAAAGGAAUAUUUUUAUAGAAUUAUUUUAAUUUAUAAUAAUAUGAAAUUUGAAAAUUUUAAAGAAUAUGCAAAUAACAAUAACAACCAUUUAAAUACAGAAUUAGAAUUAAAAGACAACAAAAAAAAUACCAUUAGUAUUAAUAAUGAAGAAAAAAGUAGCCUAACAAACACAAGAAAAGAUACAAUAUGCAAAAGUAAUUCAGUGAAUAUAAAUUCUUUAGAUAAUUAUGACACAUUAUUUUUAAAAAAUGAUAUGUUUCAUUUACAUGUGUUAAGUGAAUAUAAAAAAGCCUUUAAUAAUAAAAAUGAUGAUAUACUUUUUUUAAUAAAAUAUUUUUUAUAUUCUAUCUCAUAUUAUGAAGAGGAAUAUGUUUUAAAUUUCAGAGAUAAUAAGUAUUGCAAAAAUAAAAAGUUUUCACACAAAUCUAAUCAUAUUUAUAUAAUUUAUAAUUAUAAUAGAAAUUUGUUUGUUCAAAAAUGUUAUGAUAAUGAUUGCUCACAUUUUGUUUCAGAAAUUAAUUAUUUAUAA